Messenger RNA from Juglans regia (Persian walnut), 4058 nucleotides. Its product is annotated as DNA-directed RNA polymerase II subunit RPB2. The record is from RefSeq and is a predicted model, not a curated record. The coding region runs from base 183 to 3761 and encodes 1192 amino acids. Gene Ontology annotation, cellular component: RNA polymerase II, core complex. Gene Ontology annotation, biological process: DNA-templated transcription. The transcript has 25 exons. Lineage: Eukaryota; Viridiplantae; Streptophyta; Magnoliopsida; Fagales; Juglandaceae. Gene Ontology annotation, molecular function: ribonucleoside binding; DNA binding; DNA-directed RNA polymerase activity.
CCGCCAAAGCCACGGUCCCAAUAAAAUAUAAAGCCAAACACGCCCUCGGCUCUCCUUCAGCUCUAGUCGGAACUCAACUUGACCUCCGACGCUCUGCUAGGGUUUCACUUCCAUUCCCACCACCACCAUCACAUCCUCAAGCAACAACAACACUUAGGGUUUUGAAUUCGAAACGCAGAGACAUGGAGGAGGACCAGGAGUACGACCAGCAGUUGAGCUACGAUGACGACGAAGAGGAGGAGAUCACCCAGGAGGACGCCUGGGCCGUCAUCUCCGCAUACUUCGAGGAGAAGGGUCUGGUCCGCCAGCAGCUAGACUCGUUCGACGAGUUCAUCCAGAACACAAUGCAGGAGAUCGUGGACGAGUCCGCCGAAAUCGAGAUUCGCCCAGAGUCGCAGCACAACCCCGGCCAUCAGUUGGACUUCGCCGAGACCAUCUAUAAGAUCAGCUUUGGUCAGAUAUACUUGAGUAAGCCCAUGAUGACCGAGUCUGAUGGGGAAACAGCAACCUUGUUUCCAAAGGCUGCAAGGUUGAGAAAUCUAACAUACUCCGCCCCCUUGUACGUGGAUGUCAAAAAAAGAGUUAUAAAGAAAGGGCAUGAUGGUGAAGAAGUGACUGAGACUCAUGAUUUCACCAAAGUUUUCAUAGGGAAGGUUCCUAUAAUGCUCCGGUCGAGUUAUUGCACAGUGUUUGAGAAUUCAGAGAAGGAUUUAACAGAGCUUGGGGAGUGUCCAUAUGAUCAAGGUGGAUAUUUUAUAAUAAAUGGGAGUGAAAAGGUUCUGAUCGCCCAAGAGAAGAUGAGCACCAAUCAUGUCUAUGUGUUCAAGAAGAGACAACCUAACAAGUAUGCCUAUGUGGCAGAAGUUCGGUCUAUGGCGGAAUCUCAGAACAGACCUCCCAGUACCAUGUUUGUGCGGAUGCUUUCUCGGGCUAGUGCCAAAGGGGGCUCUUCAGGGCAGUACAUUCGUGCCACUCUUCCUUAUAUUCGAACGGAGAUUCCAAUAAUUAUUGUAUUUCGAGCACUGGGGUUUGUUGCUGACAAAGACAUACUAGAGCAUAUAUGUUAUGAUUUCGCUGAUACUCAAAUGAUGGAGUUACUUCGUCCCUCCCUGGAAGAAGCCUUUGUGAUUCAAAAUCAACAGGUUGCACUAGACUACAUUGGAAAACGAGGAGCAACUGUUGGUGUAACUAGGGAAAAGAGGAUAAAGUAUGCCAAAGAAAUUCUUCAAAAGGAAAUGCUUCCUCAUGUAGGUGUUGGAGAAUUUUGCGAGACAAAGAAGGCUUACUAUUUCGGAUAUAUUAUUCACCGGCUUCUGCUCUGUGCACUAGGCCGGAGGGCUGAAGAUGAUAGGGAUCAUUAUGGAAACAAGAGGCUGGACCUUGCUGGUCCCUUACUUGGAGGCCUGUUUAGAAUGCUAUUCAGAAAGUUAACUAGGGAUGUGAGAGGUUAUGUGCAGAAGUGUGUAGAUAAUGGAAAGGAUGUUAACCUCCAAUUUGCCAUCAAAGCAAAAACAAUUACCAGUGGUCUCAAAUACUCGCUUGCCACUGGAAACUGGGGGCAAGCAAAUGCAGCUGGUACAAGAGCUGGAGUUUCACAGGUGUUGAAUCGCUUAACUUAUGCCUCCACUUUGUCACAUCUGAGAAGACUAAAUUCUCCCAUUGGACGUGAAGGAAAAUUGGCCAAACCACGCCAGUUGCACAAUUCACAGUGGGGAAUGAUGUGUCCAGCUGAAACACCUGAAGGACAAGCAUGUGGGCUGGUAAAGAAUCUUGCAUUGAUGGUGUACAUAACUGUUGGAUCGGCAGCAUAUCCAAUUUUGGAAUUUUUGGAAGAAUGGGGUACUGAGAAUUUUGAGGAAAUUUCUCCUGCGGUUAUUCCACAAGCUACAAAAAUUUUUGUUAAUGGUUGCUGGGUUGGUAUUCAUCGAGAUCCCGAUAUGUUGGUGAAAACAUUGAGACGGCUGAGGCGAAGGGUUGAUGUUAAUACCGAGGUUGGGGUGGUUAGAGAUAUCCGAUUGAAAGAACUGCGGAUAUAUACUGACUAUGGCCGUUGCAGUCGUCCACUAUUCAUUGUGGAGAAGCAAAGGCUUCUCAUAAAGAAGAAGGAUAUCCAUUUACUGCAGCAGAGGGAAACCCCCGAGGAUGCUGGUUGGGUUGAUCUUGUUGCAAAGGGAUUUAUUGAAUAUAUUGACACGGAAGAAGAAGAGACCACAAUGAUUUCCAUGACCAUAAAUGAUCUUGUACAAGCUAGGCUCAAUCCAGAGGAGGCUUAUUCUGAAACUUAUACCCACUGUGAAAUCCACCCAUCAUUGAUUUUGGGUGUUUGUGCUUCAAUUAUUCCAUUUCCAGACCAUAAUCAGUCCCCUCGUAAUACUUAUCAAUCAGCUAUGGGUAAGCAAGCCAUGGGUAUUUAUGUCACCAACUACCAAUUUCGAAUGGAUACGUUGGCUUAUGUUCUAUAUUAUCCUCAAAAGCCGCUUGUAACAACACGUGCCAUGGAACAUCUCCACUUUAGGCAGCUUCCUGCCGGCAUUAAUGCCAUUGUUGCCAUCGCCUGCUAUUCUGGUUAUAACCAGGAAGAUUCUGUCAUAAUGAACCAGUCCUCCAUAGACCGUGGAUUCUUUCGGUCACUAUUUUUCCGAUCAUAUCGGGAUGAGGAGAAGAAGAUGGGAACUCUUGUCAAAGAGGAUUUCGGACGGCCAGACAGGGCCAAUACCAUGGGUAUGAGGCAUGGCUCUUAUGAUAAGUUGGAUGAUGAUGGUCUUGCACCUCCUGGUACACGAGUUUCAGGUGAGGAUGUGAUCAUUGGAAAGACCACUCCCCUUGCUCAGGAGGAUGCUCAGGGACUAAAUGCACGAUAUUCACGGCGUGAUCAUAGCAUCAGUCUUCGUCACAGUGAAACUGGAAUUGUGGAUCAAGUUCUACUGACAACAAAUGCUGAUGGGCUGAGGUUUGUGAAAGUAAGGGUGAGAUCCGUUCGAAUUCCUCAAAUUGGGGAUAAAUUUAGCAGUCGGCAUGGGCAAAAGGGAACAGUAGGCAUGACAUAUACUCAAGAAGACAUGCCGUGGACCAUGGAAGGGAUCACCCCUGAUAUCAUUGUCAAUCCACAUGCCAUUCCUUCACGUAUGACAAUUGGCCAGCUGAUUGAGUGUAUCAUGGGAAAGGUUGCAGCUCACAUGGGAAAGGAAGGAGAUGCUACUCCUUUCACAGAUGUUACUGUGGACAAUAUCAGCAAAGCUCUUCACAAAUGUGGCUAUCAAAUGCGUGGCUUUGAGACUAUGUACAACGGCCACACAGGUCGGCGUCUCAGUGCUUUGAUAUUCCUUGGCCCCACUUACUACCAAAGAUUGAAACACAUGGUCGAUGACAAGAUCCAUUCACGUGGGCGUGGCCCUGUUCAGAUCUUGACAAGGCAGCCAGCUGAGGGACGGUCCCGUGAUGGUGGUCUUCGAUUUGGAGAAAUGGAACGAGAUUGCAUGAUUGCCCAUGGUGCUGCUCACUUUCUCAAAGAGAGGUUGUUUGAUCAGAGUGAUGCAUACCGAAUCCAUGUUUGUGAACAUUGUGGGUUGAUAGCCAUUGCAAACUUGAAGAAGAAUUCUUUUGAGUGCAGAGGUUGCAAGAACAAAACAGACAUUGUUCAGGUUCACAUUCCUUAUGCCUGUAAGCUGCUCUUCCAAGAACUUAUGGCUAUGGCUAUAGCACCAAGAAUGCUCACGAAGGAAGUCAAACCGUCCAAAGACCAAAAGAAGAAAGGAGCCUGAUGAGAGAUACCCCCCCAAUUACACUUAACAAAUUUUCUUGAGCAGUUUUUGUAGCUAAUUUAUGGUAUACGUCUUGGUAUGGAGAAAAGGAUGUUAUGGGACUUAUAGAGAGUAUCGGUGAAUGGAAACAAAUGACCAAAGGUUUCAUUAAAUCACAGAUGGAAGAGCCUCUACGCGCUGCCUGCUUUUCUCCUGUAAUAUCCCCGUCCUGACAAAGGCAUAUAUAUAGUUUGGACAGAGGAUCAUCAGAUCCUGGAUCCACCCUACGCAUAUGAAAAUAAAUGGAGUAAUUGAUCA